CUUCAAUAACUAUUUAAAAACCUGUGCCUUCUUCCGAAACCUUCGCUGCCCUCUCUCUCUCUCUUUAUCCUUUUCCAAUUUCAGAGUCGUCGUCUUUGAAGAACACGGAGACUUAGAGAGAGAAAGAGGAGAGAGAAGAGGAAAAAAUUGAAUUCCUUCAUAAAUCAGCCAUUGUUACUACCAUUGAACUCAAAUAUUAAUCCAUGGCUACCUUGGGGAACAAGAACCUCAACGCAAAGCUGGUUCUUCUUGGUGACAUGGGAGCUGGUAAAUCCAGUCUGGUUUUGCGCUUCGUCAAAGGACAAUUCCUAGAAUUUCAGGAAUCAACAAUUGGUGCCGCUUUUUUCUCUCAAACACUUGCAGCCAAUGAUGCAACCGUGAAAUUUGAGAUAUGGGAUACAGCAGGGCAGGAGAGGUAUCACAGUCUGGCUCCCAUGUAUUACAGAGGAGCUGCAGCAGCUAUCAUUGUAUUUGAUAUAACGAACCCUGAUUCAUUUGCUCGAGCAAAGAAAUGGGUGCAAGAACUUCAAGGGCAAGGUAACCCGAACAUGGUUUUGGCGCUUGCUGGAAAUAAAUGUGAUAUGGUAGAGAAAAGGAAGGUGACACCAGAGGAAGCUCAAGCAUAUGCCCAAGACAAUGGCCUCUUCUUCAUGGAAACCUCCGCAAAGACUGCCAUAAAUGUGAAUGACAUUUUCUAUGAAAUUGCAAAGAGGCUGCCUCGUAUGCAACCUAUGCAAAAUCCAUCAGGAAUGAUGCUUACAGAUAGACCCACCGAAGCGACUACUUCUAGAUGCUGCACUUAGCCUGCAACUGCGCCCUACUCUCUCCCCCUCCCCCUUGUCUCUCUCUCUCUCAACCCUGUAAACGGGGUCGGGACUGCACAUCUUUCCUCCCCUCUCUUGCUCUCUCUCUAACCAUGUUGAAAGCACCUUGGUUUACAUAAAGAGAUGGGUCAGGUCUAAAGAUCCUUUCGUUUGUUUAUUUUUUGCCAAACAGUGUAAAUAAAUAUUAUUUGUGUGUAUGAUUAUGUUAUGGAGUUCUUGUUUUUAAUGCAU
Amborella trichopoda is the source of this 1055-nucleotide messenger RNA. RefSeq names its product ras-related protein RHN1. Lineage: Eukaryota; Viridiplantae; Streptophyta; Magnoliopsida; Amborellales; Amborellaceae. Gene Ontology annotation, molecular function: GTP binding; GTPase activity. The record is from RefSeq and is a predicted model, not a curated record.